AUGGUUCUGGUAGAAGACCGAGAAAAUGAAGAAGGCUUGGGUCCAUUGGAUAUGCUGAGCCCCUUUGGGUUGGAAUCAUCAUCUUCCCUACUGCGGAGCGCCUGCUGCAUAGAAUCACCAGGUUCACGCAAGAAAGAUACAGUCAAACCCAAGGGAAAUCAAGACAAAGAUCAGGCGCGAAGAAUCUUGGGAUACGAGUCCCGCGAUCCUUUGGAACCGGAAAAUCAAGCAAGCAAGCGGUUCGAAGAGAGCUUCAAAUGCAUUGGGCCCGAUUCAGGAGUUUUUGCGUGA
Molecule: messenger RNA, 291 nt
Organism: Penicillium oxalicum
Lineage: Eukaryota; Fungi; Ascomycota; Eurotiomycetes; Eurotiales; Aspergillaceae
Exons: 1
Coding region: 1-291 (96 amino acids)
Source: RefSeq, a predicted model, not a curated record